CUCUUCGUUCAUUUCUAUCUGCUGGCGCUGCUCCCUCGUCGUCUGUCUGUCGCGAUGAGCACGAACCCUUUUUUGGUGGAGGGUAGCAGCGGGUCGCAAUCUCCUCCGGCGCAGUCGAACUACGCUGCCCCACCGGGACCGCCGCCGCCGCCCAGACGGAAUGGCGAGGGCAGCAGCGGCAGCCCGGGUGCAACCUCGCAGGGCUACCAUCCCACGACGGUGCCGACGCCAGGCCAGCCCCUUCUCAGAGACGGCAAAACGCUCGUCUAUCCUAAUGGCUGGAAGGGCUGUCCCAAGUGCCAGGACACGGGCUUCAAGCAUGGAGAUCCCUCGCAUCCGUGCAAGAAGUGCUGGUCCUCGUACUCGCAACCCUAUAACCCCAUUUUGGCCUCCUCGGUUGGUCUGGCGGGGGCCAAGGUGAUGCAAAAACCAUUGCCGCAGUGGAGCAGGCCGGGGACGGGCAAUAUUCUGGCCCCGUCAGGCGGCUACGCACCAGGUGGCGGGCCCAUGCCCAUGGGCAGACCGGGCGGGGGCAUGGCUGGUUACCCCGGCGCAGGGCCGAGCUUCAGACCGCCGCUGUCCCCGAUGCAGCCACAGCAAACCGGGUAUUCAGACUAUAUGGCACCACAAUCACCUCCCAUGGGGCCACCGGCCAAUUGGUCGAUGUAUGCGGCACCCAACCACGCCCCUCCGGCCCCACGUCUGCCUCGCAGACCGAGCCCGCCAGCAGUGGCGCGAGCGGAGGACGCGAGGGAGGACGCAAACGAUGACAGUGGCGAGGCGCCCCCCGCAUACGCAGAUGUCAUCAAGUCAGGUCCAGGCGGCGUCCUGCCACCUCAGCCGCAGGGAGGAGCUGCGGAGCACGCAGCUUCAUCCUUGACGUCUCAGCAGUCACCACCACGGCCGGAUCCCCACUCGCCACAGCAUCAUCAACAUCCUUACCAGUAUCCCCCGCAUCAUCCGAGCUCACCGCAACAGCAACACCCGUUCCAGUACCCCCAACAUCCACCGGGCGGCUAUCCAGGGGCCGGCGGGGGUGGCGGCUUCCCUCGCCCGCCCUUUGCCAUGCCCCACCAUGCCGGAAUGCCUCCACCAGGCGCCAUGGUGGUGCAUCCGGGCGACCCACGCAUCGGCGGCCGUCUCUGCUACAAAUGCGGCGGAGCGGGCGUCCGAGAUGCUCUCUUUCUGUUCCAGGAGACGUGUUAUCACUGCAACGGCCUCGGACGCAUUCUCUGAAGCCACCUUCCGUUCAAGAGGUUCUUCCGUGUCUGUAUGCUAGCCUUUCCUCUCUCUCUUUCUGUGUAAUCGAUUCUGUGCAUUGCC
This is a messenger RNA of Acaromyces ingoldii, 1323 nucleotides long. RefSeq lists its product as hypothetical. The coding region runs from base 55 to 1236 and encodes 393 amino acids. The record is from RefSeq and is a predicted model, not a curated record. Gene Ontology annotation, cellular component: cytoplasm. NCBI's taxonomy places the organism in Eukaryota, Fungi, Basidiomycota, Exobasidiomycetes, Exobasidiales, Cryptobasidiaceae. The transcript has a single exon.